GGGCGCGGCUGGUGCGCCUCCGGAGCGAUGGCGGCGGCCUGAACUCACCUAGCGGUUCCACGGCGGCCGGGCCUGGUCAAGGUCCGGGUUCCGUGCGUGAACGAUUUGCAAGUCUGGACUGGUCAGCAACCUCUGGGCUUGUCACUCAGAGCCUGGUAUAUCUUCUGGCUCCAUGGCCAGCUACUGGCUCCUAUAGACCAGAUGAAGCUGACUGGAAACACAAGUGGAGAAAGCCUCCAGCUGGCAAAUUCUCAGAGUGUGGUCCUCUGGCCGCUGGCCCUGCCCAGCUGGCCUCAUGGAGAGGAUGAACUGGCUGAGCAGACUGGCCUCCCGGGGCCCUGGGCACCGUGUACCUCAAGGGGCCAGUCUGCAGACCCCUGUCGUGGCUGACCCUGAGACCUGCCUUAUGGUCUUCAAGAAUCACUGGUCCCAGGUGGUGCGAAUCCUGGAGCGACAAGGCCCUCGGGUAGCUCCUGGGGGUGCAGAUGAUCUCAGUGCUGUGCGCAACCAUACUUACCAGAUGUUGACGCUGCUGGCAGAGGAUCAUGCAGUCCCUUCAGCCCCCAAUGCCCCUGGGCCCCUGCUGGAGUUUGCUCUGCGCGAGGAUCUGCUAACCCGUGUGUUGGCAUGGCAGCUUCAAUGGGAUGAGCUUGGGGAUGGGGUUGAGGAACGGCGGGCUGAGCAACUGAAAUUAUUUGAGAUGCUGGUGAGCGAAGCUCGUCAGCCACUCUUGCGGCAUGGUCCAGUUCGUGAGGCUCUGCUGACCUUGCUGGAUGCCUGUGGCCGCCCCGUGCCCAGUAGCCCAGCACUGGAUGAUGGCCUGGUGCUACUUCUCAGCCAGCUGUGUGUGUGUCUGGCCCGGGAGCCUUCAUUGCUUGAGUUCUUCCUGCAGCCACCUCCUGAGCCUGGAGCUGCUCCACGUCUUCUCCUCUUUUCUCGCCUUGUUCCCUUCGUCCAUCGAGAGGGCACCCUGGGCCAGCAGGCCCGAGAUGCCCUACUCCUGCUUAUGGCUCUGUCAGCUGGGAGCCCCACCGUGGGCCGCUACAUCGCAGAUCACUCUUACUUCUGCCCGGUCCUGGCCACAGGGCUGAGUGCCCUGUACUCUUCAUUGCCCCGAAAGAUUGAAGUUCCAGGGGAUGACUGGCACUGUCUGCGACGGGAGGACUGGCUGGGAGUGCCAGCCCUUGCACUCUUCAUGAGUUCCCUAGAGUUCUGCAAUGCAGUCAUUCAGGUGGCUCACCCUUUGGUGCAGAAGCAGCUGGUUGAUUAUAUCCAUAAUGGGUUCCUGGUACCUGUCAUGGGCCCUGCCCUGCACAAGACCUCUGUGGAGGAGAUGAUCGCCAGUACCGCCUAUCUGGAACUUUUCCUACGGAGUAUUUCAGAGCCUGCCUUGCUCCGUACCUUCCUGCGAUUCCUGCUAUUACACCGGCAUGACACCCACACCAUCCUUGACACCCUCGUUGCCCGUAUUGGCAGCAACUCCCGGCUCUGCAUGGUCUCUCUCAGUCUCUUCAGGACCCUACUGAACCUAAGCUGUGAGGAUGUCCUGCUGCAGCUGGUUCUCAGGUAUCUUGUCCCAUGUAACCAUGUGAUGCUGAGCCAGAAGCCAGCUGUGCGUGAUGUGGAUCUGUAUGGACGAGCAGCAGACAAGUUUCUCUCCCUAAUCCCACGCUGUUGUCGGCACUGUGCCCCCAGCCCACCCCGUCCAGAGCAUGCCUCGUGGGCACGAGGUGGGCCUAGCCGAGAGUCAGGGAGAAGGGAGGACAUCGCGGGCCCUGGAAGCCCAAGUGUUGACUCCUCUUCUGUGGUGACCGUACCCCGGCCCUCUACACCAUCUCGUCUGGCUCUCUUCCUGCGACAGCAGAGUUUAGGUGGCUCCGAAUCCCCAGCCCCAGCCCCUCGCUCACCAGGGCUUGCUUCAUCCCCUGCCUCCAGCCCUGGCCGAAGGCCAAGCCCUGCAGAGGAGCCUGGUGAACUGGAAGACAAUUACCUGGAGUAUCUGCGUGAGGCGCGCCGUGGUGUGGACCGCUGUGUCCGAGCUUGCCGUACCUGGUCUGCUCCCUAUGAUGGCGAGCGGCCUCCUCCUGAGCCCAGUCCUGUUGGCUCCCGGACUAAGAAACGCAGCUUACUGCCUGAGGAGGACAAGGACAAUGUGGGAGAAGGGGAGGAGGAGGAGCUGGGGAGUGGGAGACUGGCUGGGGGUGCAGGGGAGGGCCCUGGCCACCUGCCUCCUCCUCAGCUCAAUGGGAUGCCAGGACCAUGGCCUGAGGGGGCCAAGAAAGUUCGUCGGGUGCCGCAGGAGGGAGCAGGGGACCUGCCAGAGGGCAUCUCUGAGGGCAUGGCAGGACUAGAGGGCUUUGGGCAGGAGCUCCGGGAUCUGGAGGUGGCUUUGAGUAAUGGGGGGGCCAGCUCAGAGCCUCCCCUAGAGCCUCCACUACCUCUUGAGGAGGAGGAGGCCUACGCAAGCUUCACCUGUCCCCCUGAGCCCCCUUGCCCCUUCCUCAACAGCCCUUUGCGGACUCUCAACCCGCUGCCAAGCCAGCCCUUCACUGGCCCCUUCAUGGCUGUGCUCUUUGCCAAACUUGAGAACAUGCUGCAGAACUCCGUCUAUCCCCUGCUCCGCUCUUUCCUGCUCAACACCAACAUGGUCUUCCAGCCCAGUGUCAAGUCCCUGCUGCAGGUGUUGGGCUCCGUGAAGAAUAAGAUUGAGAGCUUUGCGGCCUCCCAGGAGGACUUCCCAGCACUGCUCUCCAAAGCCAAGAAGUACCUCAUUGCUCGUGGCAAGUUGGACUGGGCUGAGGGCCCUGCAGCAGGACCUGCUCCUCGCCGCUCUGAUUCUCUAGUGAAGAGCCGGAGGCCAUCCUUGGGGGAGUUGCUCCUGCGACAUGCACACAGUCCAACCCGGGCCCGGCAGGUGGCACAGUUGGUUCAUCAACCUGGGAGAGACAGCACAGGACUUGGCCUAGGUGGGGGCUCCCCUGGGGCUUCCACUCCGGUUCUACCUCCCCGGGCCGGGGCCACUGAGCGCCAAGGUGAGGCUCUGCGAGUCAAGAAUGCUGUCUACUGUGCAGUCAUUUUCCCGGAGUUUCUCAAGGAGUUGGCUGCCAUCUCCCAGGCCCAUGCUGUCACCUCACCUUUCUUGUUGGAUACUUCAGAGGAGGGGAAUGUCCCUCCUGUCUCAGGCUUCGGGCCCCUCAAUCCUUAACUUCCUUCCAUGGACGGACAAUCAGGGCCUUGAGUGGCCUGGGUUGGGGCCAUGAUACAGGCUCCUUUUUAUGUUUGGAGGGAGUGGCAAGAGGACUUUUUAAUUUAUUUCAGAUGAAUGUUUUAUGGCGAACUUGUUGCAAUAUGUAUAAAAGGGAAAUCUCUA
Myotis davidii is the source of this 3370-nucleotide messenger RNA. It is a transcript of the gene FHIP1B, whose product is annotated as family with sequence similarity 160 member A2. Gene Ontology annotation, biological process: endosome organization; early endosome to late endosome transport; endosome to lysosome transport. Lineage: Eukaryota; Metazoa; Chordata; Mammalia; Chiroptera; Vespertilionidae. The transcript has 13 exons. Gene Ontology annotation, cellular component: FHF complex. The record is from RefSeq and is a predicted model, not a curated record. The coding region runs from base 296 to 3205 and encodes 969 amino acids.